CAAACCGACAAGAACAAGCCGAGUCACAGACGCUAUCAUGGUUAGCCGUUUCGAGCACCCUGCUGGAGGCUAUAAGAAAAUCUUUGAGACUGUGGAGGAGCUAAACGAACCUCUUCCAGCAACCGUCACUGGCUGCAUCCCCUCGUUUAUUAAAGGCAGUCUGCUCCGACUGGGCCCCGGUUUGUUCGAGGUCGGAUCGGAGCCCUUCUACCAUCUUUUCGAUGGCCAGGCCCUCAUGCACAAGUUUGAUUUCAGCAAUGGACAGGUCACGUAUUUCCGCAAGUUUGUCAAAACAGAUGCUUACGUUCGUGCUAUGACAGAGAGUGUUGUAAUUACUGAGUUUGGAACCUGUGCUUAUUCAGAUCCCUGCAAGAACAUCUUCUCCAGGUUCUUUACGUAUUUCAAAGGCGUUGAGGUGACAGACAACUGCCUGGUAAAUGUUUACCCUAUUGGAGAGGAUUUUUAUGCCGUCACGGAGACUAAUUUUAUCACUAAAGUCAAUGUGGAAACCUUGAAAAAGGUUGACAUGUGUGACUAUGUGAACAUAAAUGGAGUAACGGCUCAUCCGCACAUCGAGAAAGACGGUACGGUCUACAACAUCGGAAACUGCAUGGGGAAGGGAGCCGCACUGGCCUACAAUAUCAUCCGAAUCCCACCUAAACAGAAAGACAAAUCAGACCCCAUUGAGAAAUCCAAGGUGGUUGUGCAGUUCCCAAGUGCGGAAAGGUUUAAGCCAUCCUAUGUGCACAGUUUUGGGAUGACAGAAAACUACUUUGUCUUUGUUGAGACGCCUGUUAAAAUCCACCUGCUGAAGUUCCUGAGCGCCUGGAGUAUCCGAGGAUCCAACUAUAUGGACUGCUUUGAAUCCGACGAGGAGAAAGGCACUUGGAUACACAUUGCGAGGAAGCAUCCAGGAGAAUACAUUGACUAUAAAUUCAGAACCGCUGCGAUGGGUCUUUUCCAUCACAUCAACUGCUACGAGGACUCGGGCUUCAUUGUUGUUGACCUGUGUGCCUGGAAAGGCUUUGAAUUUGUCUACAACUACCUGUGGCUGGCAAACCUCCGAGCAAACUGGGAAGAGGUGAAAAGAAAUGCCAUGAUUGCCCCUCAGCCAGAAGUCAGGCGAUACGUGCUUCCUCUGGAUCCCUACAGGGAGGAGCAGGGCAAGAAUCUGGUGUCUCUGCCGUACACCACCACCACGGCCACAAUGCGGGCUGAUGGGACCAUUUGGCUGGAGCCUGAGGUGCUUUUCUCUGGUCCACGACAAGCUUUCGAGUUUCCUCAGAUCAACUACAAAAUGAACAACAGAAAGAAUUACACCUAUGCCUAUGCGCUGGGCCUCAACCACUUUAUCCCUGACAGGAUUUGCAAGCUGAAUGUGAGGACUAAGGAGACCUGGGUUUGGCAGGAGCCGGACUCGUACCCUUCAGAGCCGCUGUUUGUGCAGAACCCCGAUGGAGUGGAUGAGGAUGAUGGUGUCAUAAUGACGAUUGUGGUGUCGCCUGGAGCCCAGAGACCUACAUUUUGCCUGAUCUUGAAUGCUAAGGACCUGUCUGAGAUUGCAAGAGCAGAAGUUGACAUCAUGUCUCCAGUCACCUUCCAUGGCAUGUAUAAACCAUAGAACGGCUGGAUCUACUGAACAUAGAGUCCUCCGGUGAUGAUAAAGUUACUAUAUACUAUACACCAUGACACUGUAAACUAAUAAUAAUAAUAAAACUAUGUUAUUGCACA
This is a messenger RNA of Sinocyclocheilus anshuiensis, 1731 nucleotides long. It is a transcript of the gene rpe65a, whose product is annotated as retinoid isomerohydrolase RPE65 a. Gene Ontology annotation, molecular function: retinol isomerase activity; beta-carotene 15,15'-dioxygenase activity; all-trans-retinyl-ester hydrolase, 11-cis retinol forming activity. Lineage: Eukaryota; Metazoa; Chordata; Actinopteri; Cypriniformes; Cyprinidae. Gene Ontology annotation, biological process: retinal metabolic process; zeaxanthin biosynthetic process. The record is from RefSeq and is a predicted model, not a curated record.